Molecule: messenger RNA, 1715 nt
Organism: Phyllostomus discolor (pale spear-nosed bat)
Lineage: Eukaryota; Metazoa; Chordata; Mammalia; Chiroptera; Phyllostomidae
Gene: SMCO1
Product: single-pass membrane protein with coiled-coil domains 1
Exons: 3
Coding region: 979-1623 (214 amino acids)
Source: RefSeq, a predicted model, not a curated record
UUUCUGGUGAUGUGCAUUUUCUCAGCUCUACGCUUGGGUGGUUUCAAUGUUAUCUCCUGCAUGCGACAUCAGGUAGUUUCAUUGCUCUAUCUACAGUUUCUCUGCUGAUUAUCUGCGAAGAAGACAUGCGGGCAGCACUUCUGCUUGUUCUGAUAUGUGUCCCUGAUGCUUUCCCGAUUUCUUGUGGUCAGGGUCAUUCCUUGGUUAAGCAGGAACUACAUAUGCUGAUGUCUAUAAAAUACUUAUAAGGAAACUUUUAAUACAUGAAUCAUUUAUGAGUUUGUUAGUACAGCCUGCUCUCAUCUUCUGUUAUUUUUAUGGUCUAUACCUAUUUAGCACACAACAUUUUAUACACAUUUUAUUUUCAAGUAAUGUUCUAUAUCCCCAAUUAUAGUUUAAAUCUCUUAAAUUCAGGAAUCCUGUUUUGUGUUGGUUUUUAUUUCUCAUACCUAAUCUAAUACUAGAAGCUCUCAAUAAAAAUUUAUUCAUUUCUAAAAAUGGUUAGAUUUUUAGUAUCAAUCUAAUACAUGACAAAAGGUCUGGGUCUUCCUUUAAACCUAAUUUAGAUGCUAAUUGAAUUAAUUCGGUUGUUAAGAUUUGAGAGUACUGUUCCCAUCAAAUUAAAUCCUACUAUAUGUUUACUUUUAUAUAUUUGUAUAUACAUUUACUAGAAUAUACAUAGAACCAUGAUUGCAUCUGUUUGCUAUGCUAUGCUGAUGUGCUACAGCUCAUUUUCAAAGGCAAAUAUUAUAGUGCAUUUUGGACACCUGUGUUCUCACGAUCAGUUCUUUGAAACUAUAUUUGGAGGUAUGAGCUAUUAAAAGCUUCUUGUACUGAGUGACCUUUCAGGCAGAAUUUAGGUUGAAUACUUGAGCUGGUGCUGCCUGUUGCUGAGUGGAAGACAGCAGAAAACCGUGGAUUCAAACCUCUGUUGGGCUUUUGUUUUGCUUUUGUUUCCUUUCAUUUUGUCUUAAGAAGAUGAACAAUGAAACCACGACCCUGAUAUCCUUGCAGAAGGCGAUGAAAAGAUUAGACCACAAACUCCAAGCUUUAAAAGCACAGUUUAAACAACUAGACUUCACCAAGGAUAACCUGACACAAAAAUUUGAACAUCAUAGCAAGAUGAUGGCAAGCCAGGCAGCCCAAGAUGAGCUCUGGACAGCAGUUCUGGCACUCAAGUUCACUUCAAUGGAAUUGAAUAUUGUAUAUAGCUACGUCAUUGAAGUUCUCAUCUGCUUGCACACUCAUGUACUUGAGAAGCUACCAGACCUGGUGAGUGGUCUUCCCACCUUAGCCUCUGUCCUUCGACGAAAAGUCAAGAACAAGUGCAUCAGAGUUGUGUGGGAGUCAGUCCUGGAGGAGUGUGGGCUGCAAGAAAGUGAUAUCACAGCACUUUGUACCUUCUUUAUUGCACAUGGUAACAAGGCAGAACACUAUAGUGCCAAAGUGAGACAGAUGUACAUUAGGGAUGUCACUUUCAUGAUCACCAACAUGGUAAAGAACCAGGCUCUGCAGGACAGUUUGCUGAGAGCUGUUCAGCUCAUUGAGAAGGGGAAAGCAGUGAAAGCCUCUGAAGAACAAAGGUCAUCCCUGAAAGAGUUGAUACCAACAGUCAAAAACUAACCUGUUAUCUUAUGACCUAGCUAUUCUACCAUAUUUUUUUUGGACCAUAAGACACACCUAGGUUUUAGAGGAGGAAAAUAGGAAAAAAAAUU